This is a messenger RNA of Rhinichthys klamathensis goyatoka, 777 nucleotides long. RefSeq names its product cysteine-rich protein 2-like (gene crip2l). NCBI's taxonomy places the organism in Eukaryota, Metazoa, Chordata, Actinopteri, Cypriniformes, Leuciscidae. The coding region runs from base 141 to 749 and encodes 202 amino acids. The record is from RefSeq and is a predicted model, not a curated record. The transcript has 8 exons.
CUCGCGCUGGCAAUGUUGAAAGAGAGGAUGCGCUCGCGCUCGGAGCAUCGCUAAGAACGAAGGAGUCGCAUUUACUGUGUCAGAUCUAAAUUAAAGACAACUUGCUCAUAUCAAAAGGAAACCCUAGCUUUGCACGGAACAUGGCAUCAAAAUGUCCCAAAUGUGACAAAACUGUUUAUUUUGCGGAGAAAGUGACAUCUCUGGGGAAGGACUGGCAUAAAUUCUGUCUGAAGUGUGAACGCUGCAACAAGACCCUGAAUCCAGGAGGACAUGCUGAGCAUGAUGGGAAACCAUACUGCCACAAGCCAUGCUAUGCUGCCCUCUAUGGACCAAAAGGUGUGAAUAUUGGUGGGGCGGGAUCAUAUGUCUAUGAAGCACCUGUCAACGAUGAUGCUGCCCCUGUUGCCAUGGAAACCAAACCCAAGGCUGAAGAGAAAAAGGCUACCAGGGGUCCAGUGAAGGCUGCAAGUUUCAGUUCGUUCUCUGGUGAGCCGAACAUCUGCCCAAGGUGCAACAAAACUGUAUACUUUGCUGAAAAGGUCUGUUCCCUGGGUAAAGACUGGCACAGACCCUGUCUGCGCUGUGAGAGGUGCAAGAAGACUCUGGCUCCUGGCAGCCAUGCAGAGCACGAUGGCCAGCCCUACUGCCAUAAACCCUGUUAUGCUGUUCUCUUUGGGCCAAAAGGAGUUAAUACCGGAGGUGUUGGCAGUUACAUAUACGAGGACCCAAACACUGAAAGCCAGUCCUAAGAACCACGAGCACACCAGCAGUAUUAGC